Molecule: messenger RNA, 1821 nt
Organism: Gavia stellata (red-throated loon)
Lineage: Eukaryota; Metazoa; Chordata; Aves; Gaviiformes; Gaviidae
Gene: ANKRD46
Product: ankyrin repeat domain 46
Exons: 4
Coding region: 84-770 (228 amino acids)
Molecular function (GO): protein binding
Source: RefSeq, a predicted model, not a curated record
CCCCGCGCGCCCUCUGCGUGCCGAGCCGCCGCCGCCGCCGCCGACUGGCAGGUUAGUCACCUACUCCAGAGAGAAUCAGAACGAUGUCUUACGUUUUUGUAAACGACUCUUCCCAGACAAAUGUGCCGCUGCUGCAGGCUUGCAUUGAUGGAGAUUUUAACUAUUCCAAACGACUGUUAGAGAGUGGUUUCGACCCAAAUAUUCGUGACAGCCGAGGCCGAACUGGCCUUCACCUUGCUGCAGCCAGAGGAAAUGUAGACAUCUGUCAACUCUUGCAUAAAUUUGGUGCUGACUUACUAGCCACUGAUUACCAAGGUAACACAGCCCUUCAUCUGUGUGGGCAUGUGGAUACCAUCCAGUUCCUAGUUUCUAAUGGACUUAAAAUUGAUAUUUGUAAUCAUCAAGGUGCAACACCGCUUGUUCUUGCAAAACGAAGGGGUGUGAAUAAAGAUGUGAUUAGACUGUUGGAAUCUUUAGAGGAGCAAGAGGUGAAAGGAUUUAACAGAGGAGCUCACUCAAAGCUGGAAACGAUGCAAACUGCUGAAAGCGAAAGUGCGAUGGAAAGCCAUUCCCUCCUUAAUCCAAACCUACAGCAAGGUGAAGGAGUUCUUUCCAGUUUCCGCACAACAUGGCAAGAGUUUGUGGAAGACCUGGGCUUCUGGAGGGUGCUGCUCCUCAUCAUUGUCAUUGCUCUUCUGUCACUUGGAAUAGCGUACUAUGUUAGUGGUGUGCUUCCUUUUGUAGAAAACCAGCCUGAACUGGUGCACUGAAGCAAAUGCAAAGAAGUGUACUGUGCUUUUCCCUGUUAUAAUCUUAUUUUGAGCUUCUUGGAAUUAUUCUCUUGGUGCAGGCAGUGGCAGCUGUAUAUACUGUUUGCCUUUUGUGCUUAUUAUUAACCCCUUUGAAAGAGGGAUUAAUUAAUUUCAAGUAAAACACUAAAUUCUAAAGCAUUCCUAAGCUACCUCUGACUUACCUUGACUUGCAAACAAGAUGUGAAGAUAAUCCUCUCUGUUGAUAAAAUAUUAUUAUUAGAAAAGGCCUUUCAUAAUGAAUAUUAAAUUACUGGGCAUGAAAAAUAUAUCCUAGUACAGAACCAAAUCUGAUUUAUUUUCCCUAUGAAGAGGGGUACAUCUAUUGUUGCAUUUUUUGUGUGUGCUUCAGUUGAAAGAAAACUAUGAUUUUAAACAUCCUCAUCAAGAAAUCUGAAUAAUAUAGCACAUUCUGACAUAUAGACAGUAAUAAGCUGUAACUUUGUAGUUCUUUUGGUGCCUCCCCAUAGUUUCAUAUCUGCUAGUUUAUAAAAAGAAUGAGAAAUAGUUCAAGUUUUACUAUGUCUUUAAUGUAUAGAUCACUCCUUUAUUUAUUAGGUUAAUGUAGUGUUUCUUCCCCAGAUGAAUUUGAUGUUGUUAAUACCUGCCUGAAGUAAAAUUUUGUAGAACAAAGCUGUUUGUUGUGCUUUGGAAGUAAAGUUGUCUCAGCCUUAGGCUGAAAAUGUUGCCUUUUUGUUGAAAUGUUACUAAGCAAACCUUUCUUUGUAAGGGUGGUUAAAAAGUGAUUUAGGUGUUCUGCUCUGUAUAUAACAGUUCUGUAAGGCCAUUGUCUUUGUGAAAUAUGUCAUGAAGGAUAACUUUUUCUUCCUUCCCCAAGGUCCAGACUGAACCAUAUAAUUGUAUAUUGUAUUGUUUUCAUGUUUGUGGAGAGGACUUGAUUGAAUAGAAUUUCUUUCUAGAAUUGUUUUCCAUUUCGGUUGUUUUCAGACAGCACUUAUAGGCUUAUGAAUUAUUUUCUGAGAAUGCAGAAUAAAAGUAUUUAAAAUGUUAA